AUGGGACAUGGCGAUGGAGCACCUGCGGCAACGAGCCAUGAGGAACGCGUCAAAGAGCGCAUACAAGUGGUGUACUCACGGCAGAUGCGCGAAAGACAAAUAUUCAUGCAAGAGCUAAGAGAUGUCCGCAAGAAAAGGGAAAAAAAAAUGUUUAUUAGUAUAACUAAUGCUGUUGGACCUCGGUGGUAUCAUGCCCUUAGCGUACCGCAAAGGAAGGCACUCGACAACUUGAACGUCGCCGUCUACCAAGACGAUCUUGAAGGUCGACCACACAGGACCGCAAGUAUAAUGCGAUCACUUGGCCUUUACCCACGACCGAGUCGGAAAGACCUUAUGUACUGUAUAGACAUAUGUAAUCAUGAUGGAAUGGAGAUGCUUGCCCAGUUAUAUCUAGCAACCUUUGGCUUUUCCAUAGAAGGUAAACGCGAGUCUUACUCUCUAAACGCUAAACUUAUUUUAUCAGCCAUUCUUUAUUUAGGCAUGGAACAUUUGUUAUUUUUACUUCGGGAAAGAUUUCGUCCAGAUGUUACAGUCGGAGAGGCCCCUCCUAAGCCUAAAGCAAAACCGGAGCCACCUGUAGCAUCUCCAUACUUACAAAAAAUGGUGGCAUUUCUUUAUGAGAGGCCUGUACUAAAGCGCCCACCACCCCCUCCGCUUCCCAAUUUAGACGACCUUAAUGAUCCUUACGAAGAAGAGCCGAUCAUAACGAAACCGCCACCACCGCCCCCGCCUCCGCCUCCGCCGAAAAAAACAAUACCGAAAGACGUAUGCGAUCAGUUAGCGGGUAUACUGCGCAUUCAUCCGGCACAACCAGAAGCCUCAGAAUAUCAGGGAAAACCUUUAAAAUCUGGUAAAGCUAAGUCUCGUCAGUCAAAGCCGAACAUCGAGAACAAAAAGGUAUAUGGUAUGGCAUCUAAUAGGAAGAAAAAAACACAUAGAAGAAAACCAGUGGCCCCUUCCACUGGUAUGACCAAUACUCGAUAUACUAUUAACGGUGUAUAUGAGUAUAAUGGUAAGGCAUGGUAUAUUUUGGGUAACGUUUGUAUAUUACCCGCGCAAGGUGACCUGAUACACGGAGGAUAUACAAAUGUGCAAAAUGAAAAUGUAAACAUACAUUGCGGUUACCGAGGACGACAGCCACCUCCCAAACCUCAGCCUUGCAACUGCGUCAAACAAUGGCAAGACACUGUUUUCGAAUACAUUAAAAAUACUAAAUGUUACUGCGGUCAUCGAUAUGAUUUCUACAAUGAGGGCACGUUCCCGCCGGAUGAGUUACCUUUUUUUGUUAAACCUACUCAACACUCUGCAUUGCAAUUUAACUAUCACACCAUAUUUAAUACAGACGCAAAGGAACUUCAUGUUGACAAAGAAUUCAAAAGGGUUUGGGAGACCGACAGUCUUUUACAGGUCGAUACCGGUAUAAAAGUCGUUAAAGAAGAUAAAAAAAAGAAAAAAAAAGACCGCUCUAAUACUUGCUUGGGAUCGCGACCUCGACCCGAAGACUACUUGAGAUGUGCAAUACGUUUUAUGAGGCGCCUGAACAUUGCCGCACGCUUACCUGACCUACAUUUAGUCCCAGAGCUCAGAGAAUGGAUGAGACGUCGGAUCUAUGGUCCAUUAAAUCGACAAGAGAAAGCAGAUAUGUUACGAAAGAGUACUACUUAUUGGGCGUUUUUCACUACACUCGCUUCAAAAUCUUACGGCCACGUACCGGUACCUAAGGAAGCACAAUUCGGUGGUCACACCACGUGGUUGGAGAAGCAAAAACUAAAUAAUAAUUUUAAAAUAUUCAAUAAUCGGUACAAAUUAGCAUUGUACAGAUCACACGCUAAACUUAUAAACUUGUUUUGGCGGACCAUGUUUCAGGCCGAAAUGCGAGACAAACAAUUUCGACAAAUAUAUUUUUCUUAUUUGUUUAGUUGCAUGGAAGAAAUACAACUAAUACCUUAUAUUGCGAGAGAAGUACAAGAAAGAGCAAAUUCGAUGCGAGUGGGACGCUAUGUUUGCCUGCCGCGAGGUGCUGAAGAUUUAGAUAUGUAG
Molecule: messenger RNA, 2040 nt
Organism: Arctia plantaginis
Lineage: Eukaryota; Metazoa; Arthropoda; Insecta; Lepidoptera; Erebidae
Source: the annotation of a GenBank genome assembly